Messenger RNA from Xenopus tropicalis (tropical clawed frog), 4271 nucleotides. RefSeq names its product transmembrane protein 121B (gene tmem121b). The coding region runs from base 1195 to 2331 and encodes 378 amino acids. NCBI's taxonomy places the organism in Eukaryota, Metazoa, Chordata, Amphibia, Anura, Pipidae. The transcript has a single exon. The record is from RefSeq and is a predicted model, not a curated record.
AUAACUGCUCACUCACACUCACUCUCACAGAGAUGUAGCAGUCUGUCACCCACAUUGAAGCCAUUUUCUCACACAGUCUCACACACAGAGCAUCAUGUGACCAGGCUGAGUUGCCAGAUAGAGAGUCACAAUGUUGUGAGGAGAGAGUGGAUAAUGAAACACCAUUAUGGGGACCGGGGCUGCCUCUUGUUGUUGCCCAGGGCCCCCCUCCCUGUGCAUCGUGCCUCCCCCAGUGAGUGCUCUCUCCGCUCCAUCCCACUCCUCCCAUUCCCCAGGCAAGAGGCGGUGCUGAUGGCUCCGUAGCUGCUGGAAGAUGCCUGCUCGCUGGCUCUCUUACUAACCAGCAUUAGGGAGCGACUGGCACCACGAGUGGGGGCUCAGCCUGAUUCCCGGGCACCCCAGCCGGGGUCAGAGCAUCCAUCUUGCUGUGGUCUGAGUGGCUUCAGCCGGUGCCAGUGCAGCUGUACCAGGGGGUCACACCCACACAGCCUAUGGCAGGGAUUCCAUGGAGCAGUCAGACAGGAGUCGCACACUGAUACAGCCGGCGCAAGUACAACAUCCAUCCUGGAGUCAACCUACCACUGUCGGACCUACCUACAUGGAUUCAGCAUUCACAUCUUCCCUUGCUGGAUCCAUCCCUUAGUGCCAUAUGGACCUAAUGUCGCUUUCUCUGAGGAACAUUAGAACCUGCAGGACCAGCAUCCAUUCCUGAGGGGAAGGAAGGGUUGUACAUGCCUUGGGCAUCCAGUUGUGGUAGUCCCACCUGCCCUCGGCCACCCCUUCCUCUUGUAGAACCGCUUUGUGGCUGACUGAUCUUUGUGGGACCACCAGAAGCCAUCCGAGCGAGUCCCACCUAGCCUGACUGCACCACCGCCAUGCAUAUUAGUUAAACCUACCACAACAAUCUCUAAUGGACCUCCAAUGACACCCAGAGUCCAUACCUACCCCUGGCCAGAUCCUCAGAGCCAACGUACACACCCCAGAGAGCCACAUCAAUAUCUUUCCUAUAUGUGCCCUGGAAUCUGCCCUGCAGGUUAGUGUAUUCAUCAUAAGUGGCUGUGGCUCAAUGUAUCACCCCCUCCUGUACUUAUGUGGAGCCUUAUUACCUCCAUCACCUUAAUAGCAGCUCCAUUAUUUGUCUCACUGAAUUCAGUGCCCAGCUGGACUUUACCAAUCUGCCACAGCCCUUAAUGCAUGCCCCAUAGUAUUCACCACCUUUCCACCCUACCAUUGGGUGUUUCAUCCGGCACGCUGCUUCCCCCACUCUCCCCUCUUCCUGUGACCCCCUCUUGUGCCCCCUCCUUGGCCUCUUCGUCCACCUCAACUCUGGGGAUGACGGCUGGGGAAUUCCCUCAUGGGAGCCCAGGGAGGGUGCCACAAGGGGGGCGAGGUUGUGCCCUACGGGGUUGCUACAAGGUGCUCUCUGUGAUGCUGCUGUUGGCCCAAGGGGCUUUACUCGACCUUUACUUGAUUGCUGGCACAGACCUAUACUGGUGCUCUUGGAUAGCCACUGACCUAGUGGUAGUAGCUGGAUGGGGUAUAUUUUAUUCCAAAAACAGCAGAGGUCAAAGAGCUAGACAGGGAUCACUUAACCCCUCCGGAUAUGGGCAAGUGAAGCUACACAAGAAGGGUCAAUUUGCUUACAGCCACCUGGCCUGGCUAAUUUACUCCAUUGCCUUCACUCCAAAAGUAGCUCUGAUACUUUGCACUCCCAUUCUGGAUCAGAUUGAAGCUGGAGUUCCCCUUGGGUGCACUGGGUUCAGACUUUCCGUUUCUCUCUCUGUACCCCUUCUAUGGACACUAGUCCGGUCCCUCAGUGCCGAUCCUCGGGGUUGGCUUCACCAAAGAGCUACUGGCUACUUUAUGGUUUCCUGUCUGGAUCUACUGGACAGCUAUGCCCUGUUGGAGCUCAUGUUGGAGGAGAAAUUACCAUACUCUUCUCUUAUACGUUAUCCCCUUCUGGUGGUGUACUUUGUGGCUUUAGUCUCCCCUGUGCUUUGGCUAUUUGAGCUGGAUGCUGGAGCCCCACCAGGCUGCUGCCGUCUCUUCUUGCGUCUUCUGUUUGGAACCCUUGUAGAUGCUCCUCUUCUCGCCCUACGGUGCUUUUUUAUGAUGGGUCCGGCUGGUCAGCCCAUCUCGGUUUUCAUGCUGAAAAACAUCUUCUUCAUGGGCUGUCGUUGGCUAGAAGUGUUGGAGCUCUGCUGCCUCCUGAGAUCACCGGGUCCUGAGCAUUCUGACCGGCCUCCUGGACAGUUCAGUCAUUGUGUGUCCGAGAAUGAUAUGGGACCUCAUGCCUAUGUCAACACAUUGGCCGUUGCCUCACAGAACUGAGGAUCAUCGCAGCUCCAUCUGUGGGAGAUCAUGUGUUUCUUGAAGGGUUACAUCUGGAUUUCAACUACAAUUUACCAUAGAUUAGUGUUUUUUAAACUUUUUGAUUUUAGGUUCUACCUUGAAGGUUGAACAUUUGGUCAGGGCUCCCCUUGAAGCUCCAGGGUCCCCUUUGAAGGUCCAACCUUUGGUUAGGGCUCCCUUGAAGGUCCAGUCUUCACUCAGGGUCCCCCUUGAAGGUCCAACAGGUUCAGUAUUCAAGGUUCCUUGGAUUCAAAAAUAGGUAACCCCAAGAUUUUAACCUAAAAUUCACCUUAGAUUAGUGGUUGUCAAACUUUUCGAUUUUAAGUUCCCACUUAAGGGUCCAAUCGUUGGUCAGGGCUCCCGUUGAAGAUCCAGCCAUUGGUCAGGGUUCCCUUUGAAGGUUCAACCUCUGGUUAGGGCUCCCUUGAAGGUCCAGUCUUCACUCAGGGUCCCCCUUGAAGGUCCAACAGGUUCAGUAUUCAAGGUUCCUUGGAUUCAAACAUGGGUAACCUCCAGAUUUUAACCUAAAAUUCACCUUAGAUUAGUGGUUGUCAAACUUUUCCAUUUUAAGUUCUCCCUUAAGGGUCCAAUUGUUGGUCAGGGCUCCCCUUGAAGAUCCAGUCAUUGGUCAGGGUUCCCUUUGAAGGUUCAACCUUUGGUUAGGGCUCCCUUGAAGGUCCAGUCUUCACUCAGGGUCCCCCUUGAAGGUCCAACAGGUCCAGUAUUCAAGGUUCCUUGGAUUCAAACAUGGGUAACCUCCAGAUUUUAACCUAAAAUUCACCUUAGAUUAGUGGUUGUCAAACUUUUCCAUUUUAAGUUCUCCCUUAAGGGUCCAAUUGUUGGUCAGGGCUCCCGUUGAAGAUCCAGCCAUUGGUCAGGGUACCUCUUGAAGGUCCAACCUUUGGUUAAGGCUCCCCUUGAAGGUUCAACUUUUGAUCACAUUUAGCCAAGGUCUUCUUUGAAGGUCUAUCCUCUUGUCAGGGCCCUCGUGAAGGUCCAUUGUUCAGUCAGGGUCCUCCAUGAAGGUCCAUUGUUCAGUCAGGGUCCUCCGUGAAGGUCCAUUGUUCAGUCAGGGUCCUCCUUGCAGGUCCAUUGGUCAGCCAGGGUCCUCCUUGCAGGUCCAUUGGUCAGCCAGGGUCCUCCGUGAAGGUCCAUUGUUCAGUCAGGGUCCUCCUUGAAGGUCCAUUGGUCAGCCAGGGUCCUCCUUGAAGGUCCAGUUUCCUUUAGCACAUGAAAUGGGUACAGAUAUAGGAAAAUAUCAGUCAUUCAGCCAUAGUUUCAAAAUAUCUUGGUCCCCUAAUACAUAUAUUCACCCUUAUGGUCAUCCUAAUUGACCUUUCUUGCGUACCUAAGAAAGCAAAUGGCAAUUAUCUCCAAGUUCUUCCCCUAAGUACCCUCACCCUGAGCCCCCUUGUCCUCCACGCCCUUCCCAGUGGAGGCAGCCCCAAAGUUGGGGAGCCAGAAAGUUCAUAUGGACUUUAAUGUGAGUUUGUGCCAGUAUAUACAGGGAAGUUAUCCAAAAAGACCCCCGAUAUUGGCCGUUUGAUGGGUGAAAAUGGUCAAAGAGUUAAAUGGUCAAGGUCUAAAGAGUCAACUGGGAACAGGUCAAUUUAAUAAAUGUAGUUCAUCAAACAAUGUUGGUUCUGACUUCCCAAUAACUAGAUACUUUUUUUUGAAAUACUAAUGAUACUGUGCUUGACCGUACUGUCUCUUUAAAUAAUUCUGUAUGGUAUUGCAGCAAUGUGACUAAUUGUGCUUGCAUGGGAAACUGUAUUUUCUGGUAUUUCUGUGAUUGUCUCUAGCAGCAGUCCCGCCUUGCUUUAUGGCAGAGAUUCUAGAUACGGGUGCAACAGAUCAAAUGCACAAUAUCCGGAAGGUUCCCCUUAUUUGGCUUAUAAUAAGAAGCAAUGAUUGUUUAA